This is a messenger RNA of Teleopsis dalmanni, 1345 nucleotides long. RefSeq lists its product as uncharacterized. The transcript has 2 exons. Lineage: Eukaryota; Metazoa; Arthropoda; Insecta; Diptera; Diopsidae. The annotation marks the transcript as partial. The record is from RefSeq and is a predicted model, not a curated record.
AUGCUUAAUAUACAUGCUAUACUUAUUGCUGUAACUCCUGAAGUACCUAAAUACAAAAAAAUAUUGGUGGGGUGCGUGUAUAAUUCACACAAACGCUUUAGUUGCGAUCCAUUUUUUGAUUCACUGCAACCCAUUGCGCUUAAUUUCGACUUCUUAGCAGUACUUGGCGAUUUCAAUAAUGACCUUCUCUCAAACUGUGGUAAUGUUUCCCGUUUAAAUGAUCUUAUUGCCAUGUCGGGCUUAAAUAUUGUCAAUAGGACCAUACCUACUAGAUAUGCCAAUAAUGUUAAGCCUAGUCUUCUGGACAUAAUUGCAGUUUCUGAUAUAAGCAAAUUGUUGUUGUUUGAACAGAUUUCAUUUGUUUCAGAUCAUGACCUACUAUUUAUUACGCUUGACUUCAAGAAAACUAAAAAAUCCAUCUCAACUAGAUUUUCUUUUUGGGAUUAUAAGUCAAUUGAUUCAGUGGGAUUAUUUUGUGAACUUAAUUCAACUGAAUGGAAUGAAUGUUGGUCUGGUAUUUCAGUUGAUCAAAAAUUAGAUGCAUUUAAUAAAAAAUUGCUUAGCCUUCGUAAUCGGUAUGUACCUUUUCGUACUAUUACCGUCAAUAAUGUUUCUUGCCCAUGGUUUAGUACUACAAUAAAACGUUUUAUUAAUUUAAGAAAUAGAAAAUAUGCAGUUUGGAAAAAGUACCCUACGGAAUAUAACUGGAUGAAGUUUAGAAUUGCUAGAAAUGUAGCUGCUAGAACUGUUUUUAAGGCUAAGUCAGAUUACUAUGAAUCUAAGCUUGGUGGUACUAAAGCUACUAAAACCCUUUGGAAUAAUAUCAAAAUGCUUGGGGUUACAAGAAAAAGUAAAAAUAUAUGCAAUAUGGACCCAAAUGCUCUAAAUAACUUCUUUGUUUCUUCUGUAGAGGAUAAUGGUAGCUCUUCUUCAGUAUUCUUUGAUAUGAAUAUUGUUGACGCUAAUGAAGGCUUUAGUUUUUACUACGUCAGUGAAGAUAUUGUUUUUAAGAAUUUAAUGAAUAUUAAGUCUAAUGCUGUUGGGCUAGAUGACAUUCCUCUUAAAUUCAUAAAGCUCAUUUCACCAUUUAUAAUAUCUCCAUUAACUCAUAUUAUAAACUAUUGUAUUACUACCUCUACAUUUCCAGUGGCAUGGAAACAAGCUAAAGUUAUUCCAACUGAGAAAAAAGUUAAUGCUUCAUUAGUUUCUGACUAUCGACCUAUCAGUAUUCUUUCUUCUCUUUCCAAAGUGUGUGAGGCUAUAAUGUCUGAACAGAUUCGUAAUCAUCUAAACGUUUUUCAUCUGCUAUCUCCUUAUCAAUCUGGUUUCAGAAAAGGUCAUAGUU